GGAGAAAAGUACUUGCUGGCAUUGGAUCAGGCAAAAGCUUUUGAUCGAGUGAAUCAUGAAUAUCUGUGGUUGCUACUUGGUAGAUACAGCCUGCAGGGGAGGUUUAUAGAUUGGCUGAAGACAUUAUAUAAAGGGGCUGAGAGCUUCACACUUGUUAAUGGUUGGGUUGUAUGGCCUUUUGAGGUUGGCUCUGGUGUGCGCCAGGGAUGUCCUUCGAGCCCCCAGCUAUAUGCUUUCACAAUCGACCCCUUUGUAAGAAGGCUAGAAGGUGCAUCAUUGCACGGGGUGCCUCUGGGCAUUGCUGGUGCGCCUUUGAAGGUUGUGGCCUAUGCUGAUGAUGUGUCUUUUAUUAUCUCUAGGACUGAGGAGGCGCAGGAGGUGGUCUCUGUGAUAGAGCAGUACACGGAGGCUUCUGGCUCUAAAGUCAACCAUGAAAAGAGUAAAGUUUUCUGGAUGGGUGAGGAGGGUGAAAGCUUCGAACUUCCGGAUGCCUUCCCGGAGCCCCAGCAGGAAAUUAAAAUUUUGGGCAUCAAAUUUGGCCCUGGUGACUAUGGUCACCGAAAUUGGGAAAGCAGGUUGGUAGAUGCCAAUGCUAAAGUGGAGAGCUGGAAGAGGUGGAGGCUCUCCUUGAGGGAGAGGGUUGACUUAAUCAAAACUUACCUGAUCCCGAUCUUUUUAUAUGUUAGCUUCAUCUGUAUCUUGCCGGUAUCUCUCUAUGCAAGGGUCUACAGCUGUUUUUUCCAACUGUUAUGGGGAAAUAGGCUGGACCUGAUCAAACGCAAUGUAACUUACCUGUCCAGGCGGGUGGGAACUAGGAAUGGUUUUUCUUUUCUUUGCUAUUUUUAA
Messenger RNA from Staurois parvus, 846 nucleotides. NCBI's taxonomy places the organism in Eukaryota, Metazoa, Chordata, Amphibia, Anura, Ranidae. The record is from the annotation of a GenBank genome assembly.